AUGGGAGAUGCUGAGAUGAAUCGGACUUUUACUGUAAUGCCAGCAGAUGCUGAGGUACCUGAUGAAAUCAGGAAAGUGCUGGAUGAGGAUAACUUGAGCAGCAAGAGCAGCAAGCGUUCUGUCAAUAUAGAUGAAUGGAUCUCAAUCGCAAAAGAGUGCAAGUAUCUGGCAGAAGAAGACAUGAUCUCCCUUUGUACCUGCCUUAUUGCUCGUCUUUUGCGUGAGCCAAAUGUGGUACCCAUACAGACUCCAGUUACUGUUUGUGGUGAUAUCCACGGGCAAUUUUACGACUUGCUUGAGCUUUUUCGGACCGGUGGUGAAGUACCUCAGACAAAAUACGUGUUCAUGGGCGAUUACGUAGAUCGCGGCUACUACAGUCUCGAAACCGCUACACUUCUAUUUGCAUUAUUGCUAAAGUAUCCCGAUCGAAUGACGCUACUACGAGGCAACCACGAAUCUCGCAAGAUCUCCUCUGUUUACGGUUUCUAUGACGAAUGCCUUCAGAAGUAUGGUCAUUCCCUGGUCUAUAGAUGGUGUUGCAAGGUUUUCGACGUAUUGCCCGUGGGUGCCCUUAUAGAUGACUCGAUCCUUUGUGUACAUGGUGGUCUUUCGCCAGAAGUGAAAUCGAUCGACAAAAUGCUGAGCCUCAACAGAGCUGUGGAGCUGCCGACGAAAGGUCCUCUGUGUGAUCUCAUGUGGUCCGAUCCAGAAGAAGGAGAGGAAGGCUGGGUUGUAAGUCAGCGAGGGGCCGGAUGGAUUUUUGGCGCCAGUGUUGCAAAGAGCUUCUUGCACACUAAUGGCCUGGAACUCAUAUGCAGAUCUCAUCAAUUAGUUGAUGAAGGCUUCCGUUAUCUCUUCAACGAGCAGCUUUGUACUGUUUGGUCAGCACCUAACUACUGUUAUCGAUGUGGAAAUGUCGCGGCUGUAUUAUCAAUCGCUGAGGACGGCACGAGAGAUGUGAAAUACUUCAGUGCAGUACCACAAGAUCGUCGAGAAAUUCCUGACAAAGUUGUGACACCCUACUUUAUGUAAACAUAUGCUCCAUUGUUGAUCUAUGCCGCACUACUAUGCGCCGUUGUUUGUUCACUUUCUUCGGGUUAUGAUGUGAAAAUAUCCUUGUCACAUCUUAUCUUUCGCUUACAAUGAUAUCACAUGUAAUGGAAACAAUUCACUGUGCACCGCAUGAACAUAAAACUUCCAC
Molecule: messenger RNA, 1201 nt
Organism: Cylicocyclus nassatus
Lineage: Eukaryota; Metazoa; Nematoda; Chromadorea; Rhabditida; Strongylidae
Source: the annotation of a GenBank genome assembly